Molecule: messenger RNA, 3015 nt
Organism: Pungitius pungitius (ninespine stickleback)
Lineage: Eukaryota; Metazoa; Chordata; Actinopteri; Perciformes; Gasterosteidae
Gene: snx8a
Product: sorting nexin 8a
Exons: 12
Coding region: 850-2070 (406 amino acids)
Biological process (GO): early endosome to Golgi transport; intracellular protein transport
Cellular component (GO): early endosome membrane
Molecular function (GO): phosphatidylinositol binding
Source: RefSeq, a predicted model, not a curated record
CAGUUAGUAGCCUCAGUUGAAUAAAUUGCGAAUAUAAAAUCAUGUUUAAAAUGAGUAAAAGUUAAACCGUGAAGAAAAAAAGCUCAUCAUAAAAUGAUAUUGAUCGGAUUAUUUAUUGAAGCUACGACAUGAAUCUACCUGACUCCGCUGCUUCGAUACAAACGCAGGCAGCAGCGGUUCUACCUCUUAAUAAAACAUACAACGUUCAGAACACUCCACAAAACACCCUCCUCAUUGGCUGCAAGUGCGUGCAAAGUGUCCGUUUAUACACCACCACUCCACACUUGGACUUUAACCAGCGCCCUACUACAACUUUAAGAAAUAAAUGACUUGUUUUUCCUUCCCUGCAGGAAAUCACAUGGAGGUGCUCUUGCGCUCACAUGACCGUGUGAGCGACGGCAGGAGCGAUCAAUGAAGGUUGCCGAGCGCGUUGACCCCUCUGAGGGAUUCUCCAGCAAGUGGUCGCUCGAUAUAUAAAGCGCUCGCUCAGCAAGGAAAGCCGCCGACCUUCCUGGAGGAGAACCGCACACAAGGCGGGGGCCGGUGCUGGAGGCCCCUUCCCUUAGCGAGAGAACCAGCUUCUCUGCAUUUGUGUCGCUGCACACGAAGCUUUCGAUUCCAUGGAAUGCACACGCGCGACUCUUGUGUUAUCUAAAAAAAAAAAAAAAAAAAAAGACAAAUAGAGCGAGACACGUAGCGGGUCGGUUUUUUAACGCCUGCAUUCCUCCACCGUUGGGGCAAUUUGUUUGCUCUCCGAUGGGAGCGAUUUGAUCGAAACUGUGGAACCAGAAUGAAACGCGAGAAGCCGGUGGCGCUUUUUUGUGUGUGUCCCCCCCCGCAGAGUUGAGGAUGCAGCCGGCCCGGGGGGACGUCCUGACGCUGUCCCAGACGCUGGACAACCUGCUGGGCAGAGACGCGGUGCGGGUGGAGCUCAUCCCGGAGAAGAAGGGCCUGUUCCUCAAACACGUGGAGUACCAGGUCACCAGCCAGCGUUUCAAGAUCUCGGUUUACCGGCGCUACAAUGACUUCGACGUCUUCCACGAGGUUCUGCUGCAGAGGUUCUCCUACAGAGUGGUGCCGGCGCUGCCGCCUAAGAGGAUGUUAAAGGGAGUGCUGACCUCCGUCUCCGAGCGCGACUUCAUCGAGGGGAGGAGGCGCGCUCUCGGCAGGUUCAUCAACCUGGUGGCGCGGCACCCCUUCUUCUCAGAGGACGAGCUGGUCAAGACCUUCCUCGCCUUCAGCGGCUCUGACGUUCAGGCCAAGCUGCGUGACACCUACAAGAAAACGGGCGAUGAGUUCAUGACCAACAGGAUCGCGACCCUGGCGAAGGAGUACCUGCCGGCCGACAUCCAGGCUCAGUUCUCCACCAGCAGGGAGCUGAUUAGAAAUAUCCACAACAGCUUCCAGAAGCUGCGCGACCGGGCCGAGAAGAUGGCGGAGCGCUCCAAGGAGAACGCGACGGAUCUGCUCAUGUUUGGCAGAGAGCUCAGUACUCUGGGCUCCGACGCGUCUCCUCUCCCCUCCUUGGCCUCCUCACAGAGCACCUGGGGCACGCUGCGGCGCUCUCUGAAGAGCCUGUCGGUGGAGUUCGCCGUGCUGUCGGACAAAGCCGCCCAGCAGGGCCGACGGGAAGAGGACGACGUGGUGGAAAAACUCAAUCUUUUCCUGGACCUGCUGCAGUCGUACAGAGACCUCUGCGAGCGGCACGAGAAAGGCGUCCUCCACGAGCACCAGAGGGCGCUGCACAAGUACGGCGUGAUGAAGAGGCAGAUGAUGAGCGCCACCGUGCAGCCCAAAGAGCAGGCGUCCGUGGAGCAGCUGGAGUCGCGCAUCGUUCAGCAAGAGAACGCCAUUCAGACCAUGGAGCUGCGUAACUACUUCUCCCUGCUGUGCCUCCACCAAGAGACGCAGCUCAUCUUCAUCUACCUCCCGAUCACGUCCCACAUUCUGGGGGCCUUUGUUAACUCCCAGGUCCAAGGACACCGAGAGAUGGGAGCCGUGUGGAAUGAACUCGAGCCGAAGCUCGGGUGUCUCUUCGGUGGAAACAACCGAUUGGAGCCUUCCACCUGAGGGCCCGAAGGCAGAGGAAGUCACUGAGCUACGGAGAAGCCCUCCUUCACGCACCGUGCAUUCCACCAGGGAAUCCCGAAGCACCUUCCAACCCGUUUAGAAGGUUCCUACGCUAAGAUGGUUGGAAGAGCGCGACGCCGUGCUUCGGUUUAUUAAAGGACGGGAUUGUUUUGCAUCUGCAGUCGUGAAGGUUUUUGACUGAAAUAACUUUAGACCAUGUGUUUUUGAUACAGACAUGAGGUCUUAUACGUGUAGCAAUUGUGCCAUUCGUUUCACAUCUACAAUGUUUACUUUUAUGUAGACCAACAUAUUUGCUUCCUCUGCUUGAAUUUACUCCAAGAUGUUUUGUAUAACUAUUUUGAAAAUACCACAAAGGGCAGAUUUGAUAUUGAUUAAAAAUGACAUUUAGCACCAGCAGUGUAAUGUUAAUAACACUAUUCAUUUACUACCAAAGUGCAAUCAUAUGAACCCAGGGCUGCUGCAGAUUGAAUUCAAAUGUUUAAUGAUCACUUGAAGCUGUUUUUUCAACAUGUCACUUUUUUUUUUUUUGGAUGGAGGCUUGUUUUCACAGUUGGAUAAAUACUAAUUUAAAUGAGUUUCAUAACGCAGCAUUCUUUUCUGCUAUUAGACUUUCUACUGAGACACAACCAUGCUCAUAUACAUAUAUAUAUCCUGAUCCAUGAUGUAUAAGAAAAUCAAAAGGGACAAGGUGCCGCUCACAAGCUGAAAUCAUGUCAAACUGAGUGAGGCUGAAUGGACUGAGGGCAUCAAGCACGUCAGAAAACUCAACAUUUAUUUCAUGAAGAAACUGUGCAAACAAAUGCUUCUGAAAUCGUAGAGCCAACCUGCACAGAACCAAUAAGACUGUCACUGUAGAUAUUGUAAAUAUUGAAUUGUGCAAAAAUCUAUUAUCCUGAAAAUAAAAUCACAGGGUGUAUAUUUCUG